Cuscuta europaea is the source of this 483-nucleotide messenger RNA. The record is from the annotation of a GenBank genome assembly. Lineage: Eukaryota; Viridiplantae; Streptophyta; Magnoliopsida; Solanales; Convolvulaceae.
UAAAGCUCAAACUUGGGGGAGUGGUAUUAGGUGAUAGUUGGAUCUCACCUGAAGAUUUUGUGUUCUCUUGGGGACCUCUACUGAAAGAUGUAUCAAGAAUUGAUGACAAUAGUUUAGAAAAAUCAAACAGUUUAGCUACGCAAAUUAAGAAGAAACUUGAUGACGGACUAUUUACAGAGGCAACAGCACUGUGGGGUACCCUUCAAGAUGUCCUAACCAAUUCUAGCAAUUCAGUGAAUUUCUACAAUUUUAUGCUGGAUUCCAAUAUGGACCCUUUACUGUCCACUUCUUCUGAUCUUAACACGUUAAUGAAUGGAGCUAUCAAGACAAAAUUGAAGAUUAUCCCAGAGAACAUUCAGUGGAGAAGGCAGUCCAGUGUUGUAUUUGCAAAUAUGCGUGGCGAAAACAUGAAACCAAGAAUAAGUGAGGUUGAUCUCAUUUGUGCCACCAAGGGAACUGAAGCAUGGGUUCAAAAGCUCAAGU